Messenger RNA from Puntigrus tetrazona (Sumatra barb), 2916 nucleotides. Its product is annotated as T-cell differentiation antigen CD6-like. The transcript is spliced from 19 exons. Gene Ontology annotation, cellular component: membrane. Lineage: Eukaryota; Metazoa; Chordata; Actinopteri; Cypriniformes; Cyprinidae. The coding region runs from base 519 to 2663 and encodes 714 amino acids. The record is from RefSeq and is a predicted model, not a curated record.
CGGAGAAAUCUGCUUUGAUGUCUUAAACUUGUAAUUUUGGGCUGGAAGAUAAUAACGGACAAUUUACCUACAGACAGCUGUAGUCAUUGUCCCUUCAAUUCAUGUGCUGCACGCCAGGCCGGUGAUGAAUUGGGCUUCGUGAUGAAUUCUUAAUUGAUUCUGCCUGGCUCGAGCGUUUCGUGUAACUACUUAAAGAAACUCAAUAAAAGCCUGUAAUGAACUGGAGAGAAACGAAAGCGGUAGAAUCGAAACAAUUAAGAACCCGCCGGCCACUAAAACGUGUUUCAGAACAGUCAAAAAUGAAGUGAAAUAUGAAGUGAAAACUUACACAGCGCAAACAUGUGCACUUGACCUGUGACGGUCGCACGAUAGGGUGCGCGUUUGUGAGGCAUGAUGCUCAAAUUCGCCCCGUGGUGGAAACCACAUGCAACAACUGCGCGAAACACCAAAGACUGAAGGUGCAGGGUCACGUUUUUCUCCGACAGAAAGCUUUGGCUGUUAGGCUGACUGACUGAGAGAUGCUUCUUCUGCUGCUGUGUGUUGUUCUCCAGGCUCUGUCCUUGUCUCAAGGGCUCAAUGGUACAGACGAUCGAUCUUCCAAGAGUGUGAAAAAGCAUGCUGAUCGUUCAGACAAACCCAUUGAGCUCUCUACACUAAGACUGUCCGAAGGCUGCUUUGGUGUGCCUAGGGCUCUUUACAAGAACACUACAGUCGAUGUGACCUUCAACCUUUUGGAUGCUCAGAAAAAGGACGAGCUUGCUCUCCAGAUCUGUGCACGUUUGGGUUGUGGCCGUGUUUUCAAGCACAGCACGACUGCAGCAGUGCACGAUGGCAGAUGCCUUGCAGACUGCAUCCUGACAAACUCAAAACUGCACAACUGCACUACAGCUGCAAAAGGCGACUGCACGAAUGCAACCGAAGUCAUUUGCGAGCAAGGAGCUGUCCGAUUGGUCGGAGGACGCGAUCGCUGUGCUGGUCGGUUGGAGCUGAUGCAUUCUGGGAAUUGGGGAACAGUGUGUGAUGAUGACUUUGACAUCAAUAGUGGACAUGUAGUUUGUACCCAGCUGGGAUGUGGAAGUGCCAUAGGAUUGAACUUUUUUGGGCCUGGAACAGGUGCCAUUUAUAUCAGUCAAAUGCAAUGCAGUGGCUCCGAAAGCAGCUUAUGGAAGUGCGGCUCAGUCAACAUCACUGCCAGCAACUAUUGUGGACAUAAAGAAGAUGUUGGCGUUUUGUGCUCAGAAAGUGUUGAGAUCGUAACCACAAGCGCCACAACGGAGCUGAACUUGACAACUCUGCUGGCAGUGUCAACUGCAGUCACAUUUACAGAAAGCAGCAGUGGUGUUUCGCCAGCAGCGAUUGGCUGCAUCAUCUUAUCUAUUGCUCUGCUUAUGGUUAUUGUUUUAAACGCUGCUGCCUAUGUGCAUUUCAAAAGAGCAAAGGCAGAAUGUGUGAUUCACCAACAACACAGUUAUUCUCAUUCAAGCCUGGAGAACCAGUCCAAUGCACAGAUAGGAAUCUACAACACACACACUGUCCACACUGUGGAGGGGUGUCAGUACGAAAGUCUUGGCCCGAGAAUGAGCUCAAACUAUGGCCGCAGAUGUAGCAAGAGAACAAAUCGACCCAAUCACAACCGUGACAGCUCCACUGAUUCAGACUAUGAACUUCACAACAGAGAUCGACCGCAAAGGCUGCAUCUAAACUCAACAGGAGAUGUGAAUGACGUAGAUAGUACAUGCUCUAGAGAAGAACGCGUGCACAAUGUGGAAAUCAACAUGGACGCCAUCCAAAAUUCAGGUGAUAAACCUCCACUGAAGCCACUGUCUUUCGGGGCUCCUGACACCCACAAGCAACCAUUGUAUAAGAAUGAUACCAGCAGUACUUCUUCUGGAGAGUUCUAUCAAAACACAAAGACAGACACGGACAACAUUCUCCAGUCACCUCCGACGCCCUUGUCUUAUGGUGACCGUGACGUACCUGGAACUGACAAUAAAGGAGCAGAUGCGAGUGAUUCAAGCAGCACAUCUUCUGGCGAGUUCUAUCAGAACACAGAAACUCACACAGACAACAAUUUCAUGCCACGCGAGGAGAGACCAUCCCUACAAGAAAGGUCAGCUUUCGCAUCCCUGUCUUUCGGUGACCAUCGCUUGCCAAACCCUGACGGUAAAGCGGUGGAUGUGAAUGAUUCAGACAGUACGUUUUCUGGCGAGGACUAUCAAAACACAGAGAUCCAGUGUGAAGAUGAGGAAAGCCCAUCGCUUCCUGAGAAGUCACUACAGACACCUCAGAUGACAGGAAACACUGCUGGUUACAGCGGCUGUCAUGUAGCCGUCGCCCACAGUCAAGAUGGGAAUGAUUCAGAUAGUACUUCAUCAGAAGAGUGUUAUCAAAACACAGAGAUCGAAGAAAACGGCUUUCAUCACGAUGUUGAGGAAAGCCCAUCACUUCCUGACACGUCUUUUCAGAAUCCCCACAUUGCACAGAUGACAGAAAGUACUGACGGUUACGGGGACCAUCAUGUACCUAGAAACCUCCGUCAAGAAGCGGACAACAGCAGCACAGCAUCGGAGGCAUCAUACGUUAACGUCCCACCCAAAGAAGAGAGCGCUGACCAUUCUGCUGCAUCUUCAGAGAACGACUAUGAUGAAGCUGAAAACUGGUAAAAUCAACCAACAAAAUUAAGAAAAAGUAAAACCCCCCACAAAUGAUUCUUUUGAUUCGUGAUUCUAUUUAUUCUGUGGACGAUGAUGAGCAUUUAUCAGUCGAUGAGCAAACAACACGUCCCUGAAAACCAAGGAACGUGACGCAGACGGGCCUUAGCAAUACCUGAGUGCUUUCUUAAGGAAUAUUCUGGAAGAACAGAAGAAAAAAUAUCUUCAUUGUUUAUUUUAUAAUAAACAUUAAACUAUAACCAUC